Messenger RNA from Diaporthe batatas, 1944 nucleotides. RefSeq lists its product as uncharacterized. The coding region runs from base 1 to 1944 and encodes 647 amino acids. NCBI's taxonomy places the organism in Eukaryota, Fungi, Ascomycota, Sordariomycetes, Diaporthales, Diaporthaceae. The transcript is spliced from 6 exons. The record is from RefSeq and is a predicted model, not a curated record.
AUGGCAGACAGCAGCCAGCUCGCUCAAAGCUUCCAGAGCUUGUCGCGCCUGAACGGCAGGAGACGAUGCGCCCGACUCCUCGAGAGCAAUGACGCCGACGAGGUGCUGCAGGGCCGGAAUAUUUACCGCGCUUGCGAACCAAUUGUCGACUUCCAAGAUCCAUUCCACCAGCUCACCAGGAUUGUUGGCGUCGACGGAGAGUCGGCCGGCCGUGUGAUAAAAUCACGCGACGACGAGGCGUGGGUCGAUCCUGUGCUGACCGAGUGCUUCUGCCAGGUCGCCGGCAUCUACGUCAACCUGAUGACGAGCUCUGACAGCCUUUCCGAACGAGGUCAGCAAUGGGAUGUGUUUGCCGUCCACCAUCCGGAGGGUGGCGACAAGUAUAUGAGCGACGUCUUUGCGUUUGACCACCGCAAUGGGUCCCUCGUCGAGGCCAUACUGGGCAUUUCUUACAAGAAGGUGUCUCUAGCUGGCUUCCGCGGUGUUCUCUCGCGUGUCGCUCGGCACGCUACUCAGGAAAGUGCAGCACCUGUGUUCCCAACCUCCGAGCAGUCCCACCAACCGGCAGUGUUGCCUACAGCAUCAGUCAAGAAGCAUAUCGCCAAGAAGGCCCCAAGACCAGCUGGGCCAGACUUCGACGGGAAGACUCGCGAAAUCAUUUGCAACCUAUCGGGCCUGGAUUCCGAGGAGGUGCAAGACGAGUCCGACCUCGUGGAGAUUGGAAUCGACUCUCUCAUGGCGAUGGAGCUGGUCCGCGAGGUCGAGUCUACGUGCAAAGUGAGCCUUGAAAAUGAACAGCUCAUGGAUUUAACCGAUUUCCGAAAGUCUGGUCUCGUAGUCACCGGAGCAGCAGGAAGCCUAGGCAGGCACAUUGCUGGUCAUAUAGCACGUCUGCCAGAAGUCCACACCGUGGUCUGCCUUAACCGCCUGAGCCAAUCUUCGGCUGAACAGCGCCAGGGAAAGGCUUUUGAAGCCAGAGGCAUCCAUAUCGAGGACGAAUUCUUCACCAAGCUCCAAGUCAUCGAUACAGAUACCAGCAAGCCGCGGCUCGGCCUCUCGCAGGAGACGUACAAUCACCUCUUGGACACGGUCACUCAUAUUGUUCACAGCGCCUGGCCCAUGAUGAGCCUGGCCCGUCCCGUGCGCAUGUAUGAGUCCCAGUUCAAGGUCUUCCGGAACUUGAUCGACCUCGCACGGGACAUCGCUGACCGCUGGCCAGCUCCGUUCAGACCUGGGUUCCUGUUCGUCUCUUCCCUAGCCGUCGUCGCCAACUACCCACUGCUGGAAAGGGGCGGUUGCGAUGAACAACACCAACAACACCAACAACAGCUGGCACUCGUACCAGAAGGCGCGGUUGGGGUAGAGGCCUGUGCGGGUGCGGGCUACGCGGAGGCGAAAUUGGUCUGCGAGCGCGUGCUGGCGCGCACGCUGGGCCAGUACCCGAGGUACUUCUCGCCCGCGGCGGCGGUGCGCGUGGCGCAGAUCUCCGGAUCCACGGUGAGCACACUCUCCUGGUGCCCGGUGGACCUCGUGGCCUCAGCUAUCGGCGAGCUGCUACUGAUGAGGCAAGAAGAUGGCGCCGCGGUGAAUGAGGUGGGCAAGAACCUGUUCUACCACAUCGAUAACCCAGCACGACAGCCCUGGGCCGAGACGAUCGCCUCCCUUGCGUCUGCGCUGGGCAUGAGUGAGGAUUCUAUUGUGCCAUAUCAGCAAUGGCUGAAUCGUGUGAGGCGUUUCAGGGGCUCGGUCAGCGACAACCCGGCCAUGCAGCUUGAGGAGUUCUUCAUACACUACUUCGUACCGAUGUCGUGUGGAGGUCUAGUACUGGAUACCACCAGGACGAUGGUCCACUCGAGGACCUUUCGAGAGAUGGGCCCUGUGAGCAGCAAUUUUGUUGCACAGUAUGUCGCUAGCUGGAGGCAGUCGGGGUUCUUGCAUAAGUAG